AUGACAAAUNUCAAUAGUAUUAAAUCUUUCAGGUGUUCAGGGAAAAAAUUACUUGCUAAAAUUGCUGGAUUUACUGCUAAAUGUCAAAUAUUUGAAAUACAAUUAACAAGAAAUUAUAAUGAAAUAUCAUUUCGUGAAGAUUUAAAAAUUCUAUUUUAUCAAAUUGGUUUAAAAAAUAUGAAAACAGUUUUUAUUUUAAAUGAUGCACAAAUUGUUGAAGAAAAUUUUCUUGAAUAUAUAAAUAAUAUUUUAUCGAAUGGAAUAGUACCCGGAUUAUUUACUGAUGAAGAAAGAGAUGGAAUUAUUAAUGAAAUACGUGAAGAAGCAAUAAAAUAUAUUAAAAUUUUAUCAAAUGAAAAUAUUUGGCAUUAUUUUAUUCGAAAAUGUACAUUAAAUUUACAUAUUAUUUUAUGUAUGAAUCCAACUGGAAAUCUUUUAAGAAAUCGAGCUCGAAACUUUCCAGCAUUAAUCAAUAAUACAACUAUUGAUUAUUUUGCUCGAUGGCCACAACAAGCUUUAUAUGCAGUUGCUGAACAUUUUCUAUCACGUUUUAAAUUAAUUUCUGAUGAAUAUAAAAAUAAUAUAAUUGAACAUAUGGCUAUGGUACAUGAAUCUGUUAAUUUCUAUUGUGAUAUUUAUAUGGAAAAAAUGCGACGAAAAGCUUAUGCAACACCAACAAAUUAUUUAGAUUUUAUUCAUACAUUCAUUCAUCUUUAUAAACAAAAAAAAGAAGAUUUAUCUAAACAAGCUGAACGAUUAAAUGUUGGAAUUAUUCGUAUUGAUGAAGCUAGUAUACUUAUACAAGAAAUGGAUAAAAAAUUAGAAAUACAACGUAAAGAACUUGCAAUCAAAACAAAAAAAUGUGAUGAUUUAUUAACAGAAAUUACUACUUUAACAGCUAAACAAACAGAACGUAAAAGUCGAGCAUUAGAUAAAAAGCAAUUAGUUGAUGAACAAUUAAUAACAAUUGAAAAAGAAAAACAUGAUGCUGAAUCACAAUUAGAAGAAGCUAUGCCAGCAUUAAUUGAAGCUCAACAAGGUCUUGAUACACUUAAAGCAGCUGAUAUAACUGAAAUGCGUAGUUUUGCUAAUCCAGUUGAUACACUCCGAUUAAUUGGUUAUUGUAUGCUUAUUUACUUAGGUCAUCCAUCAAUUAGUUGGAAAGAUGUUCGAGCUGUUAUGGCUGAUAUGAAAUUUAUAACAAAUUUAAAAACUCGUGAUCCUGAUUUAUUCACAUCAAAACAAGCUGUACAAUUAAAAAUUUAUUUAAAAAAAUUAGAAGAAAAACUUGAUCCAAAUCAUAUAUAUUCAUUAUUAGAAAAAUCUGAACCUCGAAACUUUCCAGCAUUAAUCAAUAAUACAACUAUUGAUUAUUUUGCUCGAUGGCCACAACAAGCUUUAUAUGCAGUUGCUGAACAUUUUCUAUCACGUUUAAAAUUAAUUUCUGAUGAAUAUAAAAAUAAUAUAAUUGAACAUAUGGCUAUGGUACAUGAAUCUGCUAAUUUCUAUUGUGAUAUUUAUAUGGAAAAAAUGCGACGAAAAGCUUAUGCAACACCAAAAAAUGAUUUAGAUUUUAUUCAUAUAUUUAUUCAUCUUUAUAAACAAAAAAAAGAAGAUUUAUCUAAACAAGCUGAACGAUUAAAUGUUGGAAUUAUUUGUAUUGAUGAAGCUAGUAUACUUGUACAAGAAAUGGAUAAAAAAAUUAGAAAUACAACGUAA
Molecule: messenger RNA, 1719 nt
Organism: Rotaria sp. Silwood2
Lineage: Eukaryota; Metazoa; Rotifera; Eurotatoria; Philodinida; Philodinidae
Source: the annotation of a GenBank genome assembly